AUCCAACAUUCCCGUUCGUGAACGGUCCUCAAACAUACUGCAUUUAGAAGAUUCGACGAAUGUCGAGAAGACACUGGGUUUAUGCUGGUGUGUCAAGUCAGAUUGCUUCAAGUUUGAAGUAAAUCUGCCAGUACGUCCGAUAACGAAGAGGGGAAUCUUGUCGUGCAUAGCUUCUUUAUAUGAUCCACUCGGUUUUGUCGCCCCACUACUACUUCCACCUAAAAGAGUAAUGCAACACCUGUGCCGAAGUGAGUUUGGGUGGGAUGAACAUGUUGAUGUGAGUAUCGGUGCCAAAUGGGAGGCUUGGCUUGUUGACAUUAAGAGAAUUAAGGAUCUAGAGGUUCAACGUUGUUUUCGACCCCAGACCUUCAGUCCUAUAGCAGUUUCAAUGCACUUAUUUUCGGAUGCCUCUGAAAUAGGUUUCGGUUCAGUAGCAUAUCUACGUUACGAGUCCUGUUCAGGAGAAGUAAGCUGCAGCUUUGUUAUGGGCAAAUCUAGAGUGGCUCCCUUGAAGCAUGUCACCGUGCCACGUUUAGAACUACAAGCAGCCGUGCUCUCAGUGAAGCUGUUAAAAUACAUCUUAGAGGAAAUAAAGUUGGAACUAAGUGAUGUUUAUCUAUGGACAGAUUCUAUGAUUGUGUUAAGCUACAUCCGCAAUACCACAUCCCGCUUCAAAACCUACAUAGCUAACAGAGUAGGGUUUAUACUUGAUAACACUACGCGGCCUCAAUGGCGACAUGUACCAACUAAUAUGAAUCCAGCUGACCUUGCUUCCAGGGGAAUAAAGAUGAGUGAGUACGAGCGUAUACAUACCUGGCUCGAUGGUCCUGAAUUUCUCAAAAUCCUAAAAAGGAUUGGCCGAAUUUCGAUGGAAAAAGCGUGCCAAUAAUUCCAUCUGACAUAAAGCUAAAGCAAGCCACCAUCUUAACGACACAAACAGCCGUAAAUCCGAUAGACACCUUAUUCUCGUAUUUCUCUUCUUGGACAAAACUUCGUAGAGCGGUAGCCUGGUUAAAAAGGUUUAAAGUUUUUCUACUAAAACGUCUAGUGCAAGGCCCUUUACAAACGUGUGAGAUGUUAGAGGCAGAGGAAGAUAUCCUUAGAUACGUGCAAAAACAAGAGUUCGGUAAAAUCAAAGGAGUUAUGUGUGAACGCUAUUUGGAUAGUAAAUACAAGCCACUCCUUCAACGUAUCAAGAAACUGCAUCCUGUCAUCUUAGGUGACUUGAUAUGUGUCGGCGGACGACUGAAUAAUAGUCAACUGUCAAGUUCGGAAAAACAUCCAGUUAUAUUGCCAGGAACUCAUCCUGUCACGGAGGUUAUUGUUCGUUAUUAUCAUGAGACUGAAGGACAUAUGGGAGUAGCCCAUCUUUUGUCAGCAUUGCGUAUGAAAUAUUGGAUAUUGAAAGGAGCGGCAGUAGUUAAGCGUGUGGUGAAUAAAUGCAUCGGUUGCCGAAUCAGGUCUGCAAAACCUACUGAACAACUGAUGGCAGAAUUACCCAUAGCAAGGGUCACGUCAGAUUUUCCAUUCUCUAGCACCGGGGUAGAUUACUUCGGCCCCUUUAUCGUUAGGCGGGGGCGGACUACAGACAAAAGAUAUGGAUGCAUAUUCACUUGUUUGAAAACUCGAG
Molecule: messenger RNA, 1630 nt
Organism: Trichobilharzia regenti
Lineage: Eukaryota; Metazoa; Platyhelminthes; Trematoda; Strigeidida; Schistosomatidae
Source: the annotation of a GenBank genome assembly